AGUGCCCCGCCCCUCCCCCAACACACACACACACACACACACACACACACACACACACACACACACACACACACACACACACACACACACACACACACACACACACACACACACACACACACACACACACACACACACACACACACACACACACACACACACACACACACACACACACACACACACACACACACACACACACACCGGGAUGGCCGAGCGCCGCACGCGUAGCACGCCGGGACUAGCUAUCCAGCCUCCCAGCAGCCUCUGCGACGGGCGCGGUGCGUAAGUACCUCGCCGGUGGUGGCCGUUCUCCGUAAGAUGGCGGACCGGCGGCGGCAGCGCGCUUCGCAAGACACCGAGGACGAGGAAUCUGGUGCUUCGGGCUCCGACAGCGGCGGCUCCCCGUUGCGGGGAGGCGGGAGCUGCAGCGGUAGCGCCGGAGGCGGCGGCAGCGGUUCUCUGCCUUCACAGCGCGGAGGCCGAACCGGGGCCCUUCAUCUGCGGCGGGUGGAGAGCGGGGGCGCCAAGAGUGCUGAGGAGUCGGAGUGUGAGAGUGAAGAUGGCAUUGAAGGUGAUGCUGUUCUCUCGGAUUAUGAAAGUGCAGAAGACUCGGAAGGUGAAGAAGGUGAAUACAGUGAAGAGGAAAACUCCAAAGUGGAGCUGAAAUCAGAAGCUAAUGAUGCUGUUAAUUCUUCAACAAAAGAAGAGAAGGGAGAAGAAAAGCCUGACACCAAAAGCACUGUGACUGGAGAGAGGCAAAGUGGGGACGGACAGGAGAGCACAGAGCCUGUGGAGAACAAAGUGGGUAAAAAGGGCCCUAAGCAUUUGGAUGAUGAUGAAGAUCGGAAGAAUCCAGCAUACAUACCUCGGAAAGGGCUCUUCUUUGAGCAUGAUCUUCGAGGGCAAACUCAGGAGGAGGAAGUCAGACCCAAGGGGCGUCAGCGAAAGCUAUGGAAGGAUGAGGGUCGCUGGGAGCAUGACAAGUUCCGGGAAGAUGAGCAGGCCCCAAAGUCCCGACAGGAGCUCAUCGCUCUUUAUGGUUAUGACAUUCGCUCAGCUCAUAAUCCUGAUGACAUCAAACCUCGAAGAAUCCGGAAACCCCGAUAUGGGAGUCCUCCACAAAGAGAUCCAAACUGGAACGGUGAGCGGCUAAACAAGUCUCAUCGCCACCAGGGUCUUGGGGGCACCCUACCACCAAGGACAUUUAUUAACAGGAAUGCUGCAGGUACCGGCCGUAUGUCUGCACCCAGGAAUUAUUCUCGAUCUGGGGGCUUCAAGGAAGGUCGUGCUGGUUUUAGGCCUGUGGAAGCUGGUGGGCAGCAUGGUGGCCGGUCUGGUGAGACUGUUAAGCAUGAGAUUAGUUACCGGUCACGGCGCCUAGAGCAGACUUCUGUGAGGGAUCCAUCUCCAGAAGCAGAUGCUCCAGUGCUUGGCAGUCCUGAGAAGGAAGAGGCAGCCUCAGAGCCACCAGCUGCUGCUCCUGAUGCUGCACCACCACCCCCUGAUAGGCCCAUUGAGAAGAAAUCCUAUUCCCGGGCAAGAAGAACUCGAACCAAAGUUGGAGAUGCAGUCAAGCUUGCAGAGGAGGUGCCCCCUCCUCCUGAAGGACUGAUUCCAGCACCUCCAGUCCCAGAAACCACCCCAACUCCACCUACUAAGACUGGGACCUGGGAAGCUCCGGUGGAUUCUAGUACAAGUGGACUUGAGCAAGAUGUGGCACAACUAAAUAUAGCAGAACAGAAUUGGAGUCCGGGGCAGCCUUCUUUCCUGCAACCACGGGAACUUCGAGGUAUGCCCAACCAUAUACACAUGGGAGCAGGACCUCCACCUCAGUUUAACCGGAUGGAAGAAAUGGGUGUCCAGGGUGGUCGAGCCAAACGCUAUUCAUCCCAGCGGCAAAGACCUGUGCCAGAGCCCCCCGCCCCUCCAGUGCAUAUCAGUAUCAUGGAGGGACAUUACUAUGAUCCACUGCAGUUCCAGGGACCAAUCUAUACCCAUGGUGACAGCCCUGCCCCGCUGCCUCCACAGGGCAUGCUUGUGCAGCCAGGAAUGAACCUUCCCCACCCAGGUUUACAUCCCCACCAGACACCAGCUCCUCUGCCCAAUCCAGGCCUCUAUCCCCCACCAGUGUCCAUGUCUCCAGGACAGCCACCACCUCAGCAGUUGCUUGCUCCUACUUACUUUUCUGCUCCAGGCGUCAUGAACUUUGGUAAUCCCAGUUACCCUUAUGCUCCAGGGGCACUGCCUCCCCCACCACCGCCUCAUCUGUAUCCUAAUACACAGGCCCCAUCACAGGUAUAUGGAGGAGUGACCUACUAUAACCCCGCCCAGCAGCAGGUGCAGCCAAAGCCCUCCCCACCCCGGAGGACUCCCCAGCCAGUCACCAUCAAGCCCCCUCCACCUGAGGUUGUAAGCAGGGGUUCCAGUUAAUACGAGUUUCUGAAUAUUUUAAAUCUUAACAUCAUAUAAAAACUGAGUCUCACUCUGUCGCCCAGGCUGGAGUGCAGUGGCACGAUCUCGGCUCACCACAACCUCCACCUCCCGGGUUUAAGCGAUUCUCCUGCCUCAGCCUCCCAAGUAGCUGGGAUUACAGGCGCCCGCCACCAUGCCCCGCUACUUUUUUUCUGUAUUUUUAGUAGAGAUGGGGUUUCACCAUGUUGGCCAGGCUGGUCUCAAAUUCCUGGCCUCAGGUGAUUGGCUCAGCUUGGCCUCCCAAAGUUCUGGGAUUACAGGCAUGAGCCACCGCGCUGGGCCCCUAAUUCCUCUUUAAAUCAUGUCAGUUUGCUUCUCUUCCCCACAAUGUGAUGGGUGACUGUAGGCCUGAUCUCCUGGGGUUAUGAAAAAAUGCCAUCCAGCCUUGGGGGUGGGUUACUGGCAGGAGGUUUGAGUGUUGGAUGCUUCCCCUUUACGCUUGCCUCUUGCUUCCCUAGUCCUUCAGUUAGACCCUAUUGCUCUCUCUGUUGCCCUGGUAACCAGCUCUGCAAGAAGAAACUCAAGCUCAGCAAAGCCCCCAGGUUCUCUCUAUCCUCCCAGCCUGCCUCUGGGUGGGCAGAAAGAAGAGGGUGUGUAAGCAGCAGACAGAUAGCCUUAGGUGGCCCUGCCCAGUCCCCUUGUAGAAGCCCAUGGGCUCAAAAAAAGCUCAAAGCUUUUUCGCCCCCAUCUCAUAGUUGUUAUUCAUACCACCCUGCCUUCCUCUUUAUUUCUUCCAUAAGCGGGUGCAAAUGCUCUGCCAGCUCUCUUCCCCUUCAGGGUCAGCGCACAGACCUGCUACCUUGUAGGCAACUCGGAGCACCAAAGACUUGGAAUUCCAAAGUCAGCUCCCAGCAUCUGCAGCCCACUUGGGUUGACUGUCCGUCUAGGGCAGUGAUUUUCAAUCCUGGCCAUUUGUGUCAUGUGAGGAGCUUUUUAAAAAAUCCCAUAAGCCUUCGCCCUGGUUCAGAAAUCUGAUUUAAUUGGUCUGAGAUAUGGCCUAGGCAUCAGUUUUUUUUUUUUUUUUUUUUGAGACAGAGUCUUGCUCUUGUUGCCCAGGCUGGAGUGCAGUGGCAUGAUCUCGGCUCACUGCAGCCUCCACCUCCCGGGUUCAAGCGAUUCUCCUGCCUCAGCCUCCUGAGUAGCUGAGAUUACAGGCACCAGCCACCAUGCCCAGCAAAUGUUUGUAUUUUUAGUAGAGACAGGGUUUCACUAUGUUGGCCAGACUGGUCUCGAACUUCUGACCUCAUGUUGCACCCUUCUCAGCCUCCCAAAGUACCGGGAUUAUAGGCGUGAGCUGUUGCACUUGGCCAGUAUUUUUUUUUUUUUAAUAUGGAGUCUCUCACCCAGGCUGGAGUGCAGUGGCAUGAUAACAGCUCACUGCAACCUUCACCUCCCAGGUUCAAGCAAUCCUUCUACCUCAGCCUCCAGAGUAGCUUGGAUUACAGGUGUGUGCCACCAUGCCCGGCUAAUUUUUUUUGUAUUUUUAGUAGAAAUGGGUUUUCACCAUGUUGGUCAGGCUGGUCUUGAACUCAUGACCUCAAGUGAUCUGCCCACCUUGGCUUCCCAAAGUGUUGAGAUUACAGGCGUGAGCCACCAAGCCCAGCCAGCAUCAGUAUUUCUGAGAAGCUUCCCUGUGAUUCCAGUGUGUAGUCAGGGUGAAAACCACUGCCACUCCAGGAGGACCAUGACUUGAUGCUGGCUCUCCUCACUGAUUCAAAAUGUUGAACUUAGUCUCUGCCUGACAUCCUUGAGCAUUUGGGGGAGUACUGGGGUCCUGUGUCCCAAGCUUCUAGCUUCCAGAAGUCUCUCAGUCUGUUUUAUUUUCAACCCCCUACACCCUUCACACUCCCCAAUUCGCCCUUCCUAACCAACAAUUCCCAAAUCCUGCCCAGAGAGAAGGUUACCAAGGCAACCGGCUUAAUCUGGUAACUGUGGCAUGUGCUGGGAGAGAAGCCCUUCCCUCUUCCUAUUCAGUUCAUAAAAUGCUACCUGGGGAGCUCCAACCCAUUCCAGCCACUUUCCCCUUUCAAGCCCGGGGAUAUUGGAGUGUCCAAUAAGGGGAGCACAGGAAGCUGAUACUCAGACCUCUAAUACAGCUUCUUAGCC
Pan troglodytes (chimpanzee) is the source of this 4581-nucleotide messenger RNA. RefSeq names its product CASC3 exon junction complex subunit (gene CASC3). Gene Ontology annotation, cellular component: exon-exon junction complex. The transcript is spliced from 14 exons. NCBI's taxonomy places the organism in Eukaryota, Metazoa, Chordata, Mammalia, Primates, Hominidae. Gene Ontology annotation, molecular function: mRNA binding. Gene Ontology annotation, biological process: mRNA processing. The record is from RefSeq and is a predicted model, not a curated record. The coding region runs from base 322 to 2433 and encodes 703 amino acids.